AUGGAGUCCAAGCUGGCAUGGGUGUACAACAGGGUGGCAAGAACUUCACAGUUAUGUUCACCAGCUUAUUCUAAUAUCUCUGAAUCAAAUAUUACCUGUAAAAAGUUAAGGCCUUCCCUCCAUAACUUUGAUGCCUCCCACCACAACUUUGAUGGCUCGCACCACAACAUUGAUGGCUCCCACCAUAACACUGAAGGCUCCCUCCACAACAUUGAUACCUCCCACUACAACAAUGAUUCCUCUCACCACAUCAUUGCUGGCUCCCAUCACAACAUUGAUGCCUCCCACCACAACAUUAAUUGCUGCCACAGCAACAAUGAUGCCUCCAACUACAACACUGAUGCCUACCACAACAACAAUGAUGUCUCCGACCACAACAGUGAGGCCUCCGACCACAUCAAUGAUGCCUCCCAUCAAAACAAUAAUCGCUCCCACAACAACAAUGAUGCAUCCCAGAAAAACAUUGAUGGCUCUUAUCACAUCCUAGAUGCCUCCCACCAGAACAAUGAUGCCUCUGACCACAACAAUGAUGAAUCCGACCACAACAUUCAUGCCUCCCCCCACAAGAAUGAUGUCACCAACCUCAAAAUUGAUGACAUCCACCGCAACAUUGAUGACUCCCACCUCAACAAUGAUACUUCUGACCUCAACAAUGAUGCCUCCGACCACAAAAUUGAUGCCUCCACCAAAACAUUGAUGUCGCCCACAACAAUAUGGAUACAUCCCAUCAGAACAAUGAUGCCUCACACCUCAACAAUCAUUGAUGCCUUCAACUACAACAUUGAUAUCACCCACCAUAAGAAUGAUGACUCUCACCGCAACAUUGAUGGCUCCAUCCUCAACAAUGAUGCCUCCCAUCACAUGAAUGAUGCCUCCUACCACAAAAUUUAUCGCUAUCACCACAACAAUGAAGCCUCCCAACAAAAUAUUGAUACCCCCACCAAAAUAUUGAUGGGUUCCCACAGCAACAUUGAUGCAUCCCACCUCAUCCCUGGUGCCUCCCACCAUAACUUUAUUUGUUCGCACCGCCACAUUGAUGACUCCCACCACAACAUUGAUGCUUCCCACCUCAGCACGGAUGCCUCCCAUAACAACUUUGAUGGCUCGCACAACAACAUUCAUGGCCUCUAUCUCAGCAAUGAUGCCUCCAAUCACAACAUUGAUUCUUACCACUACAACAAUGAUGCCUCCGACAGCAGCAAUGAUGAUUCUCACCACAACAAUGAGGCGUCCGACCACAACAAUGAUGCCUCCCACAACAACAUUGAUUGCUCCCACUACAUCAACGCUUCCUCCCACUACAACAAUGCUUCCUCGCACCACAACAUUGAUGUCUCCCACCACAAAAAUGAUGCCUUCCAUCACAACAAUGAUGCCUCUAAAAACAACAAUGAUGCCUCCCACCACAACAAUGAUGCCUCUGACCACAACAUUUACACCUCCCACCAAAACAAUGAUGAGUCCCACAACAUUGAUGCCUCCCAUAACAACAUUGAUGCCACCCACGAUAACAUUGAUUGCUCCCACCACAACAAUUAUUCCAGCCAACACAACAAUAAUGUCUAUCACCACAGCAUUGAUGCCUUCCACCAAAACAUUGAUACCUCCCACCACAAAAUUGAUGCCAACCUCCACCACAUUGAUGCUACCCACUUAGACAUUGAUGCCUCCCACCACAACAUUGCUUUCUAA
Molecule: messenger RNA, 1692 nt
Organism: Procambarus clarkii (red swamp crayfish)
Lineage: Eukaryota; Metazoa; Arthropoda; Malacostraca; Decapoda; Cambaridae
Source: RefSeq, a predicted model, not a curated record